Messenger RNA from Armigeres subalbatus, 1652 nucleotides. RefSeq names its product tRNA (adenine(58)-N(1))-methyltransferase non-catalytic subunit TRM6 (gene Trmt6). NCBI's taxonomy places the organism in Eukaryota, Metazoa, Arthropoda, Insecta, Diptera, Culicidae. The record is from RefSeq and is a predicted model, not a curated record. Bases 182 to 1504 code for a protein of 440 amino acids. Gene Ontology annotation, cellular component: nucleus; tRNA (m1A) methyltransferase complex. Gene Ontology annotation, biological process: tRNA methylation. The transcript has 2 exons.
UACAUAAAAGAAUCUUGGCCCGCACUUCGUAUUUUCGAAUGUGAGAAUUUCAACUCUCACAACAAAAUCAAAUUUUGCAGUAAUUGUUUAUCCUGCCUUUUAAAUUUGUGAUCUUUAACGUUCUAUAGUGACUUAAAAGAACAUAAGAACUUAUUUCGGGGACAUCGCUUAAUUGGUGAACAUGUCGGAUAAAAUCAAUGUUGGUGAUUAUCUCGUGGUAAAGCGCCAAAAAUACACCAAAUUACAAAAAUUCACCAACCUAGACACCGUGGUACACCUGGGUAAAGAUCAAAUAGAACUUCGCUUUGCCGAAAAUCAAUCCUACCACACCACGUUUCAACUGGUUCCCAAGGAAGGCCGGAACAAACGUCUAUUCACGUUAGAUCCGGUGCAAACCGUAUCUGAGAUCAGAAACCUUAAGCAAUUGCUGAUCAAGGAAAGUGGCGCCGACAAUAGGAAUAUCGUGGAUGAUGGUAGCACCCAGGGGCUCUCGACGGAGGAGAUUCUGAAGUUACGAGAAGAUUGUGAAUCUUCGUCAGAGGUGAUUGGAAAGUUGGUGGAGAACUCGAAGAGUUUUGCCGCCAAGACCGAGUACUCCCAAGAGAAGUAUUUGAAACGCAAGGAGAAAAAAUAUUUCGAGUACGUUGAGAUUAGACGUCCAUCGAUAAGGCUGAUAGCAGACAUCUAUUGGCGAUUGGACGCCGACAAAGUGAUGGGUGUCCGUUCCGAUACACUAUCGCAGAUCAUUUCGUAUAGUGGCGUUUGUGGGGUCGGACGUUUCCUGUUAUAUGAAUCGGGAACAAAUGGUUUGCUACCGGCGGCUUUCAUCAAUUCAAUCGGAGCUGGGACUGAUGCGAAGUUGGUGCACAUGCACCCGGGAAAUGUGGCUCAGAAGCAAGCAAUCCAAGCGAUGAAUUUUAUGCCGGAACAGCUAAGCAGAUGUCUUUCGGUUAAUUUGUACUCCGUGUUGAGGCAUUUCUACCAAGACGGUAAAGAAACAGAAAGCAAUUCUUGUGCGGAAACUACGGAGCCAAAGUUGGAGGAAGAAGAAGGAAAUGACAAGAAUACUACUCAGCAUGAAGUCCCAGGCCAGAAACGUAAAAAUGACGAAGAAAAUGAUGGUCCUGAACUUAAGCAAUUUAAAUUGGAAAAAGAAAACGGAGAAGUCAAGAAACAACCUUGGGAGCUUGAGAAUGCGGUCGCAGUUGAACUGAUGAAGGAAAAAUUCGAUGCAUUGGUCGUCAUUGCCAAGGAACAUCCGUUCAACAUCAUAAAAGCGUUGAUUCCAUUUGUAAAGCCAAGUCGCCCUGUUGUAGUAUUCAAUACGGCGAAGGAAAUAUUGCAGGAGUGCUACAUGGAUCUGAAGGCAAGCACAAAUGUAACCUACUUGCGGAUCACGUCCAACUGGUUGCGAAAUCUGCAAAUUUUACCCAACCGAACGCAUCCGGAUGUUGUCAUGUCCGGCAACAGCGGGUACCUUCUGACGGGGUACACGAUUCGAUGAAAGUUUAUUUACUACACCGCCCAUAAAUGUAUAACAGUCCCAUUUAGAUAGGAAAUCAAGCAAACAUGGGACUGAUAUGAAUUUAUUUGCAGUACAUAUAAGAUUGGUAUUUUGUGACAAAUAAAAUAUUUUUAUUUCCAUACUAAAA